CAGAAUUCGGCUUGAGACGAUGAUUCAAAAAUGUCUGACACUUAUCUUAUUUCCUGUCAUUAAUCGUAAGGAUAGGAAAUAUUUUUCGUGAUAUGUAGAGAAAAAACAAACGUUCAUAAAAGAAUUUAAUAAGUACUUGUUUAAAAUCUUCCAAGAUGCCUGUAAGUAACGAUAUAUUAAAAUACAUUUUAUUCCAAGACUACAGAAGUCAAGCGAUAAAAUGGGUGUCACCCGUGUCAUUACGAUAAACAAAACUAUACUUGACAUUACUUACCUAAUUUUUCUUUUUCUAAGCUAUUAGUAAACAAAUUAAUAAAGUAUUGCGAUAUUACAUAAUCGCUAUAUUAAUACCAAUGGAAUGGGAAAUCAAUUCAAUCGCCUAUCACUCUAGUUUCACAGAAAGUAAUGCAACCAUCGGCAACAUGGCCCUUCUACCAAUUAAAACCGAAUUUAGAGGUCCUGCGCCGCCUUUAAAUAAUAAGGAUAUAGAUAUAAUUGAUGAAGCGUUGAAUUUCUUCAAAGCUAACGUAUUUUUUAGGACAUAUGAAAUUAAGAGCGAAGCUGAUAGAGUUUUAAUUUAUAUUACAUUGUAUAUUACUGAAUGCUUGAAAAGGUUACAAAAAUGUGCUAAUCAGAAUCAAGCGACAAGUGAAAUGUUUUCCCUUGCAAUUUCUAAAUUCGAUAUACCUGGUGACCCUGGUUUUCCAUUAAAUUCUGUCUAUGCUAAACCCAAUACUCCUGCAGAAGCUGAUUUAAUGAGACAAUAUCUACAACAAAUUAGACAAGAAACUGCAUCGAGAUUGGUAGAGAAAGUGUACGGAAAGGAUGGAAAACCUAGCAAAUGGUGGCUUUGCUUUGCAAAGAAGAAGUUUAUGGAUAAGUCGUUAUCUGGUCCCGGGCAAUAAAAUUAUCUUAAGAUUAUUGUUUUUAAAUGUAUGUGAAUAAAAAAGCAAAAAUUCAUUACAAAA
Molecule: messenger RNA, 968 nt
Organism: Polistes dominula (European paper wasp)
Lineage: Eukaryota; Metazoa; Arthropoda; Insecta; Hymenoptera; Vespidae
Gene: Arpc3A
Product: Actin-related protein 2/3 complex, subunit 3A
Biological process (GO): regulation of actin filament polymerization; Arp2/3 complex-mediated actin nucleation
Cellular component (GO): cytoskeleton; Arp2/3 protein complex
Source: RefSeq, a predicted model, not a curated record